AUGCAUCCAAAAAACACUUGCUAAAUUAGAAAUAAAAAUUCAUUUUCAGUUAGGACUCUUUUAUCCAAUUUUCCUGGUGAUCAAGUAUCUUCUCCUAGUUUCGAUGAAGGAAAUUAAUGGCCAAAGUAUGAUCGAUCCGACCAAACAAAGAGUAGUAAUGUUAGAAUGAUAGAAAAAGAAAUUAUAAUAACUGAGAUUUAAGAUGGGAAUCAAAUACAAUAGCAGAUAAAGCCCGAUUCAGAUUUGAUUACUGUCGAGUCACGAGACUCAUUGACCAUUGAUUAUACACAUCUUGAUGAUGACAAGCUUGAUGAAAGGUUCAGAAGUUAUGCCCUCAGAAUAAAGCAAUUGAAACAGAAGAAGAGACACCUCAAGAGAUAGAUUAAUAAAUCUCAAGAAAUCAGAGUCCCAUUUUCCCCAUUCAAUUCUCAAACUAAAUAACGAAAUAAAACAUCUCCUUAUAAUAACGUGUGUAAUUAGCAUAUUUGCUACAAGAGAAUAAAAAAAUAUGGACGCUAGAGUGAUUCGAUUGAUGCAUAAAUGAAUUUUAGUUUCGCAAAGUACGGGUUUCGGAGUGUUACCAAUAUAUUCUAAUAAAAUAGCAUGAAGAGAUUUAAUAAUUGCGGAAGAAAAGCCUUAUUUAAAUCUAGAAAAAUAAACAAUGAUCAUUAAACUAAUGAUAAUAUAAUAAUAGAAUCAUUAUAUAAAUACCUAUUAUAAGAGGAUGACAUUGGAAAUUCCCAUUAAUAAGAAAUUCAAUCUGAAACUCGCAGCUAAUAAAUAAAUAAAACUAGCUUCGGAUUUUGUGAUUUCGAACGUGUCCCUAUUGAUCAGAGUAUUCAACCAACAACCCAUAAUUGCUACACAGUUAAUUAAUUUAGUAGUAAUAAUCCUAACUAUUCUCAAUAGACCGUUUGGACUCAUGAAUAAGUUGAUAACAGUAAUCACCCAAGGUCAAAGACCUUAAUAAAUAAACUAAGAUGA
This is a messenger RNA of Stylonychia lemnae, 984 nucleotides long. Lineage: Eukaryota; Ciliophora; Spirotrichea; Sporadotrichida; Oxytrichidae. The record is from the annotation of a GenBank genome assembly.